CCACGAAGUUAUCACAAAACACAACAAAACGCUUAUGCAAAAUGAUCUGCUGUGACCGUUGAAAAUAGUCUUUCAUUAUUUCUUGUAACCGCGUGCUCCGCGGUAACCUAGCAACGAAGGGACGUCUCAAUAGUAGGGGGAGCAUGAACAUUGCGAUAAAAACAAAAAUAACAUUACAAAAAAGUUUGUUGAAUUUAUAAACGUAUAUGUUUCUAUUAUUACCUUUGUCAACAAGAUUAGCACUCAAAUGUUUAAAACAACAGGGAUUUUGAGAAGACCUUUUACCACUAUUGGACUCGAUAACCCAAAUUCGAAAGUGAAUUGGUCCAGUGAAAAUCUCAGAUGGAAAACUUCAUUUUGUAUGAAGAAAUUGGAAGAGGAAGCAGGUCGGUGGUUUACAAGGGCAGGAGGAAAGGGAGCAUACAGUUUGUGGCAAUCAUCUGUAGCGAGAAAUCCAAGAGGCCUGAGCUGACAAACCAUGUACGACUUACGCAUGACAUGAAGCAUGAUAAUGUGGUCUCUUUCUAUGAGUGGUAUGAGACUAGUAAUCAUCUCUGGCUGGUGGUGGAGUUGUGCACAGGAGGAUCACUAGAGUCAGUUAUUUCCCAAGAUGAAUGCUUGUCUGAUGACGUUGUGCGAGAAUUUGCUAUGGACUUACUUAAAGGUCUCAAGUACAUCCAUGACUCUGGCAUAGUGUUCUCCGACUUCAGCCCUGCUAAGAUUUUACUGGAUGGUCCAGGUACCCUGAAGUACUCUAAUUUCUGUCUGGCCAAAGCACAAGGAGAGAACCUAGAGGAGUUUUUUGCUCUUGUGAUUUCAGAAGAGGGAGGAGACAACAAAGAGAGUGCUACACCUCGAAAAAAUUUGAAGAACCGAACCCAAGGCUCUCUGCUGUACUGUGCUCCAGAGGUGCUGAGAGGAGAGAGCACGAGCAUCUCUAGUGAUCUGUGGGGAUUGGGCUGCAUCCUCUGUGAGAUGUUUACAGGAAAGCCACCGUUCUUCUCAGACACAUUUAGUGAUUUGGUCGAGCUCAUUUUACAUGAAGAUCCUCCACCUCUGGUGCAAAAAGGUCCCAGCUGUCUACAGUGUAGUCCUGAGUUCCAGAGUCUCAUACUGGGUCUGCUGCAGAAAGAUCCUUUGAACAGGCUAAACUGGGAACAAUUGCUGAUGCACCCAUUUUGGAAGGGAGGAUUUUCAGUGGAUUUUUCCUCAAGGGGCGAUGUAGAUGAAAAUACCUCACUUAGCUGCAGUGUACAGUUGGAAUCAGGUCUUUCUGAAACAGCAGCCAAGGCCCAGACAGUGGCCACUGGUCACAGGAAUCCACACCUAAGCAAGUCCUUCACACUAGACAAUGUGACUGAAUUUAGACCCAAAUCUGUAUUGGACACAGAUGCCAGAGAAUCCAUUUUCCUUCUCAGUUCACGUCCAACUCCAAGAACUAGCAGCACUGCCAAAGAGAUUGAGAGCAGAGAAAUCAAGGCACAAGACAGCAGUGCAUUGGAAGAUUUGCAGAAUGAUGCAGGCACCUGCAUUAAAGAGCUCUUAUACACAGAAUCAGAUCUGACUGUGACUCCAAUUAUAGACAAUCCAAAGAUUCUGAAAACUGCUCCUGUCCGAUUUGACUCCAAAACACUGUGUAUAUCAGCAUAUUCAGUUGAACGUUUGGCAUGUCUGAGCUCAGGUGAAUGGUCUGCAUUCCUGCAGCAGGUGUGUGCUGUUCUGGAGUCAGUGGAAAGGGCUGGAUCUGGAGCUACAACAACACCACGUGCAAAACUCAACCUACUUUGCUAUCUGUGCUGCGUUAGUGGCCACAGAGACACAGCCACUCGCUUUAUCCAUUCCCAGCUGUUUCCGGUGUUGAUCCAGCAGCUGCGGCAGGCCCCUAACUGGGAUAUGAAGACCAAAGUGAUGAGAGUCAUUGGUCUGUUGGCCUGUCAUAGCACAGAGCUCAGAGAGGAUGUUCCUGUCAUAGAAGCAGUGGCCAUGUUUACUGAGCUUAUACGCGAGAACUUCAGGAACAGCAAGCUGAAGCAGUGCCUUCUGCCACCACUAGGAGAGCUCCUGUACCUCAUUGCUACUCAGGAGGAAAAGAAAGAGCACCCAGGAGGAUUGUGGGUCGUUCCUGCUGCCGCCUACACUGUGUUAAUGAGGUGCCUUCGGGAAGGGGAGGAACUGGUGGUGAACCACAUGGCAGCAAAAAUCAUUGAGAAUGUAUGUAGCAGACAGUCUCGGUGUGCUCAGGGCUUUAUCACAGCAGAAGUGGGACCUGCCCUCUGGUAUCUGUUCACUCACUCGACUCUGGACGCACUGCGGGUCAGUGCUAUGUCAGCUCUGUGUAGAAUAACCCGUCACUCAGCGGCAGCAUUCCAGAGUGUUAUUGACAAGGUUGGACUACCCAGCAUCCUCAGCUGCUUGGUGUCAGGAAUCAGCCGUGUGCAACAGCACAUGCUCACCAUGUUCGCCGCCAUGUUGGCAUCUGGAGCACACUUACACAGACUGAUACAGGACAGAGACUUUGUUGUGAAGAUAAUCCGUUCUCUGGAGAGUCCAUCUUCAGUCAUCCGAGCCAAGGGCUUCCUGGUGCUCCUGCAAGUUCUCAUGAAUAACCGGGAGAUGCUACUGCUGUGCUGCAACUCCAGGUUAGUGAUGUACAUUGAGAGAGACACCCGAAAGGCCACGCCAGGGAAGGAGCAACAAAGUGGCAAUGAAUACCUGUCAAAAUGCCUGGCCCUAUUCAUCCGUCACACAGUGCGAGAGCUGCCAGCUAUCCUGGAUGACAUCCUGACAGCAUUAGGGAGCAUUGUGGGAAGGAAGCACCCCUCCACUGCCCAAACUCGUCAACUCAAACAAAGCCUUCCCAUGACUGUUGUUGUGCUGAACCUACUUUCCUCACAGAUCUUCAGGCCACAGGUGGUGAAUGAGGAGUUUCUCAUCAAAUUUGGAGCGCUCCUGAAUCACGUAACAUCCAUUGACUCCAAUGAGACCAGUUUGGGAAGUUCUGUGGGGCCGACAGCAUCUGAGGAGCUGAUAAGAAAUACCCUGUCAGCAGUGGAGGCCAUUUCCCAGCACCCAGCCCUUCUAAGCCGUUACCACUGCACUGUUGUGGAUUCGAUCCUACCGCCGUUGGCGUCUUUGGCAUUUAGUAAGAAUGUGGAGUGGCGCAUUGUGAGUUUACGGGUGCUGUCAGAUAUUACUCUGCUGUUGCUGAGCCAGGAAGUGAUGGAGGAAGAGGAGAGAGAAAAAGAAACAUGGGAUCUAGAGGGCAAAUCCUCAAACGCACGCCUGUUAACUCUCAUUACUGAGGCUCUGCUGCCACAGUACGAGUCUUUGCUUCUGGAGCCGGACCCAAUACCUGUCUAUGCUCUCAAACUGCUGGGCUCCCUGACUGAGCACAGCAAGCCCAUCAACAGGCUCGUCAGAGAGAGUCGUCUACUGCCUGCCAUCUUUGAAGUCAUAGCGGAGCAUCAGAAUAACAUCCUUGGUGGCACCAUGCAGAAUGCUAUAGCCAUCCUCGCUAAUCUGAUUGGAUUGAAGGACACAGACUUUCAACUUUUCUACCAGCAAGGUAUAAUGGAGCUGGUGUGUGGUGUGUUCACGGAGGCCGCAGCAUUAUAUGUGGAGAAAGAAGAGAGAUGUGGAGUGAAGAGCUGUUAUGCUCUACUGCUGUCCCUGCUGGACAUCAUCCACUGCCUGCUCAAACACCUCUCCGCCGUGGUCCGACUGGCUCUACAGUCUGACAGUGAUGGAGACUCUGAAGCAGCAGAAGAGCUCCUGCUCAUCAACAAGCCACUCACUGAUCUCAGCAGCCUUCUCAUUCAGAUGCUGCCAUGUGGUGAUGCAGAGGUGUAUGAGGAGGCCAGUCAGUGUGUAUCACUACUAGCUCAGCUGUACGGCGUGGAUGCGGCUGAUCAUCUGACCCCUGAAGACCUGCUCAGCCUCGCACACUCACUUCAACUACACACCGAACCCAGACAGCAGAGACUGCUGCUCCGCGUCCUCAAACGUCUGAUGGGUGCAGUAGACAGCGCAGGCUGGGGAACAGAAGGAGGUCAGAGCCUGGUGCAUGUGCUCCGAAAACUGGCCCGUGGUAACAGGUCUCAUCCGGACACUGCAGUCGGGUCACUAGCUGCUGAGAUUUUGAAAGGAGUCACAUACCAAAAUGGGACAGAAACCAAGAGCACUAGUGAAGCUUCACUCCCAAUGCACUUAAUGUAACUUAUUUUGUAUGUCUUUUUUAGUGCUGUAAACAUUUCAUUGUAAUGUGUACCGUUCAUUGUGUAAAUAAAUUAUAAAGCACUUGCUUUUCCAAAUGCUUAGCAUAUUA
Pangasianodon hypophthalmus (striped catfish) is the source of this 4324-nucleotide messenger RNA. RefSeq names its product unc-51 like kinase 4 (gene ulk4). Gene Ontology annotation, biological process: protein phosphorylation. Gene Ontology annotation, molecular function: protein kinase activity; ATP binding. The transcript is spliced from 37 exons. The record is from RefSeq and is a predicted model, not a curated record. Lineage: Eukaryota; Metazoa; Chordata; Actinopteri; Siluriformes; Pangasiidae. Bases 343 to 4215 code for a protein of 1290 amino acids.